UUUCGACUUCACUUCACUGCAUAUUCUAAAGCACAGUCGCUCUCGCUCUCCUCUAGCCCACGCCACCGGCGACCAAUGCUGCCGUACGCGACGAUCGAGGAGGCGGAGUCCGCCGUCGGCCGGGGCCUGACGCUGGCGGAGACGCUGUGGUUCAGGUACUCGGCGGCGAAGUCGGACUAUUUCCUCUACUGCCACAACAUUCUCUUCCUCUUCCUCGUCUUCAACCUCGUCCCGAUCCCCCUGGCCUUCGCGGAGCUCACGCGCUCCCUCGGCCUUGACCAGUACAAGAUCCAGCCCAAGGUCAGGCUCUCGCUCGCCGAGAUGUGGAAGUGUUACAAGGACGUCAAUCGCAUGUUCUUCCUCGUCGUCGGCCCCUUGCAACUCGUCUCCUAUCCUUCCGUCAAGAUGAUUGGCAUUCGGACAGGAUUGCCAUUGCCCUCGAGAUGGGAGAUUGUGUCACAGUUGGUGGUGUAUUUCCUCGUGGAGGAUUAUACGAAUUACUGGAUCCACAGGUUCCUGCACAGCAAAUGGGGAUACGAGAAGAUCCAUUCCGUUCACCACGAAUUCGCGGCUCCCAUCGGCUAUGCUGCGCCUUAUGCUCACUGGGCGGAGGUUCUGAUCCUCGGAAUCCCAUCUUUUCUCGGGCCGGCUUUGGCUCCUGGCCACAUGGUCACCUUUUGGCUGUGGAUAGCUUUACGGCAGAUAGAGGCCAUUGAGACUCACAGCGGAUAUGACUUACCAUGGACUCCAACCAAGUACAUUCCAUUUUAUGGAGGUGCAGAGUACCAUGAUUACCAUCAUUAUGUCGGAGGACAAAGCCAGAGCAACUUUGCAUCUGUCUUUACUUAUUGCGACUUCAUCUAUGGAACUGACAAGGGCUAUCAGUAUCAUAAGAAGGUUCUUGGUAAGUUGAAAGGCAUGAAUGGAGGCACUGGCACUGGGCUAAGUGGAGGAAAAAGUGAUCCCUCUUGUGACGAAGUGAAGAAUGAUUAGCUGCGGCUGUGCACGGGGCUUCUCCAGAUAGUUGUAGCACUGCUAGCGACAGAUCUCGGAAGCCUUUUGACUCUUAAGCUGACAUCGCUGCUCUAGAGCGUGGUAGUAGUACUAGUAAAAUUUAUAGAUGAAGGCUAGGAGAUGGCGCUGGAGAGGGUUUCGAGUUAUGGCAUUAGAUUGUGGUAAUUGUCAAUGUAGAUUGCUGUUCUUUCGACGUUUGUUUGUUUCGGGAGUCUCUCUUUGCCGCUGAAACUAGAACGCUCCUAAUAUCAUUUGCCUCAACCACCAUUUGUACAACCAUUCAGUUCAUGUUUGCUGUAUCUCCUUGUGCAAUGUUCAGUCGGUUAACAGUUUGAUGCUUC
Molecule: messenger RNA, 1355 nt
Organism: Rhodamnia argentea
Lineage: Eukaryota; Viridiplantae; Streptophyta; Magnoliopsida; Myrtales; Myrtaceae
Product: methylsterol monooxygenase 1-1-like
Exons: 5
Coding region: 76-993 (305 amino acids)
Biological process (GO): sterol biosynthetic process
Molecular function (GO): C-4 methylsterol oxidase activity; iron ion binding
Source: RefSeq, a predicted model, not a curated record